CUCUAUGGCGCAGAUAUAUUGAAGACAGAACCCUGCUAGCAGUUUCUUUUCCACAAACACUGUGCUCCACUACAUUGCAAUUUUGGUUCAUCCUGUGACGAUCUAGCACGCAGCUAUGCUGCAACAAUCUAGUAAUACUAGGUUAUCCACAAGCCACGGCGCGUUCGGCACAGGGCCGGCGCCGCGAGUAUCGCGAUGCUGGACAGUCGCUCGAAGCACGGCUGGCCCUGGGCCACAACCUUUUGAGGUAGCAUCUGAAGAUCGCACGCUGAAUCGGCGCCAGGUGCUGGCGUCGAAGCUGAUGCUGGCUGCGAGCGUGCUUCUACCAUCGGGCCGCUCCAUUGCUGCGGAUGUCGCACCGGCAAUGGUGGAGCCUGGGCAGAUGAAAGAGCUGUCAGAUCCAAUCCUGGCGUACAAAUUCCAGUACCCGGUGUCAACAACCGCCGGCCAGCCGCUCUCCAUGCUGCUGUCGCGCCCGCCGGAGAAGUACAGCAGUGCCGCCCCGCUGACAGCGGAUGCGCGGCAGCGGAUGGUUAGCGAGCUGUUUGACUUCCGGAACCUGGUCACGGUCUCCAUGAACGUGGGGCCGGCGUCGGGGCUGCUCAAGGGCCGGCCCCCCUCCGAGUGGAGCCCCAAGGAGGUGGCGCUGGCUGUACUCAUCGACCGGUCCACCGCGCGCACCACCGCGGGUCAGCGAGUGGCGCUCAACGACGUGCAGGAGGCCCAUGCGGAAGUACGGCAGGAGGGGCUGCAGUACUGGGUGUACGAGCACAUGAGUCAGGGUUCCCCCACCAUCGGCACCCGCACCCGCGAGUCGUACCGCCACUCGCUGGCUGUGACCUCCUGGCGAGCGGGGCUGGAUGGCACUCCCUACCUCUACACACUAAACCUCAGCUGCCCCGAGUCCCUGUGGCCCUCCCUGGAGCCGCUCUUCCGCUCCUCCGUGGCUUCCUUCACGCUGCUGCCGCCCUCGCGCGACUACAUCCCACCCGACAAGGACCCCUGGCUGUUCUUUUAGAGGGCCCCUGGUUGUCGUUAUAAGAAGGGAGGGGAGGGAAAGAGGAGAGGGGAAGAGGAGAAGCGAAAGGGGAGCGGGGAGAGGGAUAUUGCAGCUAGCCAAUACCCCUUGGUUGCAGCCCUUGCGAAUGUGUAUGCGCUGCUGGCUUGUGGGUGUGCUGUGGUUGGGAAUACCGGUAGUGUCAUGAGGAGUGCGUUCUCCCAUUUUUCCGGCGGUUGGGAGGCGAGUCGCUUGGGAGGUGUUGGAAUCUUGGAGAAAAGGGGGUGUUGCAGUGACCAACGGAUAUUCUGGUGAUAGUUUCCUGCUGGUAAUUGCUACGCUCUAGGCAUAGGGCGGUUGCGUGCUUGAGCGAUAUGUAGGUCCAGGGUGGGAGGUGAUGGGUAGGAUACGUACCGUUAGGGGAAGGAAGCCGGGUACGUAUCCUGCUUGCAUUGCGAUCUUGUAGACCACCAGCACUGCCGCUGCUGUGUACGCAGUGCAAAGUGCAGGUGCGGGUACGACAAAGUACAAUGCAGGACACACAAGUGCAGGACGGGGUAGUAGCAGCCUCAGCCACCAAGAAACCAAGAUACAUACGGAGCAAGCUGAUGCAUCACAGCCGAUGACACCGCUGU
This is a messenger RNA of Astrephomene gubernaculifera, 1632 nucleotides long. The record is from the annotation of a GenBank genome assembly. NCBI's taxonomy places the organism in Eukaryota, Viridiplantae, Chlorophyta, Chlorophyceae, Chlamydomonadales, Astrephomenaceae.